Molecule: messenger RNA, 429 nt
Organism: Solanum lycopersicum (tomato)
Lineage: Eukaryota; Viridiplantae; Streptophyta; Magnoliopsida; Solanales; Solanaceae
Source: RefSeq, a predicted model, not a curated record
AUGAAAGAUCUAGGGAACCUCAGGUUUUUCCUUGGGAUUGAGUUUGCUAGAUCACAAGAUGGAAUUGUAAUGCAUCAGAGGAAAUAUACAUUGGAGAUCAUAUCUGAGGCAGGUCUUAGUGCUGCAAAACCAGCUGCUACUCCACUGGAUCCUUAUGUGCUGUUAACAACUAGAGAAUAUGAUGAACUAAAUGGAACAAACAAAGAUGAUAAAUUGUUGACAGAGCCAACAGUGUACAGAAGUACAAAGAGCAAAGAACUUCAAGUUUACUGUGACUCAGACGUAGUUGCUUACAUACAAGGAGUGGCUGAAGUUGUGUGGUUAGUGAAACUAUUCAAAGAGCUUGGAGCUGAAGUACACACUCCAAUAACUAUAUACAGUGACAGCAAGUCAGCUAUUCAAAUAGCUGCUAAUCCUGUUUUUGAUUGA